AGAGCACAGCCUCGAGAGAAGAGCAAAGGCUAUCACAAACACACACAAUCAUGUCGGGGGGCACGGAUGAUUCCACUUGUGAAGAAUGCUUUUCUGUACACUCAGCCAACAGCACGGAGUUGCACCCUGCACUGUCCACGGUGGACGACGAUGAACUUUUGCGAUACAUCUGGACGGAGUAUUUGCACCCCAAACAGUACGAAUGGGUUCUCAUCGUGGCUUAUGUCGUCGUGUUCGUCGUGUCACUCAUUGGCAACUCCCUCGUUUGUUUUGCAGUGUGGAAAAACCGUCACAUGCGCACGGUGACCAACUAUUUUAUCGUGAACCUCUCCAUUGCGGAUGUGUUGGUCACCAUCAUCUGCCUGCCUGCGAGUCUAGUGGUCGACAUCACAGAAACAUGGUUCUUUGGACAGACACUUUGCAAGGUUGUCCCCUAUCUGCAGACCAUCUCUGUCUCCGUAUCGGUCCUAACACUGAGCUGCAUUGCACAAGAUCGCUGGUAUGCAAUCUGCCACCCACUGAUGUUCAAAAGCACCGCCAAGAGAGCUUGCAAGAGCAUCGUAGUCAUCUGGGUGGUGUCAUGCAUCAUCAUGAUCCCUCAAGCCAUCGUGAUGGAAAGCAGCAGUCUGUUGCCAGCGCUCGCCAACAAGACAAGCUUGUUUACUGUAUGUGAUGAACGCUGGGGAGCUGAGGUCUACCCUAAGGUGUAUCACAGCUGUUUCUUCAUGGUCACAUACUUUGCACCAUUGUGUCUCAUGGUUGUGGCCUACAUUCAAAUAUGCCGCAAGCUGUGGUGUCAACAGAUUCCUGGCAGUACGUCAGGAAUGCAGAGGAAGUGGAAGUCCAUGCAGUGCUCCGUUUCCACUCCAGGGCCGGGGGAGUCUGUCCGGGUCAAGACCAACACAGUUUGUGCUGAGAUCAAACAGAUCAGAGCGCGCCGCAAGACAGCUCGCAUGCUGAUGGUGGUGCUUUUUGUUUUUGCUCUGUGCUACCUGCCAAUCAGUGUGCUCAAUGUCAUGAAAAGAGUAUUUGGGGCCUUCAAGAACACAAAUGACAGAGAGACGGUCUAUGCUUGGUUUACUUUCUCUCACUGGCUUAUCUACGCCAACAGUGCACUCAAUCCCAUAAUAUACAAUUUCCUCAGUGGAAAGUUCCGUGAGGAGUUCAAAGCCGCCUUUUCUUGUCACUGUUACUGUCAAGGCCAGAGAGAGCGACCGAAGAGGACGAGAGCUCGAAUGAGCACAGACAGUCGAAAGUCGCUAUCGACUCAAGUCAACCACAUGGACACUGUGUCUCACAUAUCGGAUCAGGUUGUAUAGUGUCAGCAGAGCAGCAGUUUGUGUUUACAACAAGCACUUGAAUGCAUCGUCCGCCAUUCAAUUUUCCUUGUUCUCAGUUGCCCUUACUUUGGGAACAAGUCUUUUCUCGUUGUACCACCCUCCAAGAGACAAAGAUAAGCCACAGCAGUUAGGAUGUGCUUCAGCCUUCCAUCCAUCCGCCAAGCACACUAAAGUGAAGCUCAGCCACCUCACACUGGAAACUCAUUUUGUCGCUUUUGCUGUUUUGUACUCCUAUAUCUGCUGGCGCCUCGAGAGAUCAGCACAUCCCCCAAGACAAAUAGACCUUAGCGCAGUUGUCAUUUCUACAACAAAUGAUAUGACAAUGGUGGAUCAGUAUAUUUGCUUUUUACAGAAUGUACACAUUGCAGCGACCAUUUUCUCACAGUGUAUCUUCUCAUGGAACAAUAAUAUAGAAAUGAAACCUGAAAAUAGUCAGUUGACAGCUCAUGUAAUGGUAUGAUUCAUGUUUAUCUCUGUGAACCACAGCUCCCCUGCACUCAAGCAGCCUCACACCAACACAACCACCACCAUACUUGACUGCAAGCAGUGCUCACUGGUAUUGCCAGCUAUUUAGACAAUAUAUUUUCAUUAUUAGUGGACAGUAAAGUAAAUCCAAUUUUUUUCCUUUCUAUAUUGUUUCCCCUUGAGAAUAUGAACUAAAAUGUUUUUUAAAGUGUGGAGUGUGUACUCACGCAGCAUUUACAUCUAUCUACAAACUCAGCUCAGGUAAUACAAGUGUUGGUUUUACAUUUGGGGAGCGAAGGGACAACACAUACGCUCAUCAGCAGUGUGGAGCAUCAGUACAACCAUCUACCUCAAAGGAGUUCACACUGUAUUUCAUUCACAAUUACAAAUACAGAGAGUCGAUACUACUAGAAUUAGAAGUCCUGACAGGUCUGGCCUUUCACCAUACUUACCUCACAACAUUUUUACUUUUUUUUUGCUAUAUUUUAUUCAGAUAAUGAUAAUAACAAAAUUUCAGAUAAUGAGGUUGCCACAUUUGGACGUGAGCCCUGAAAGAAGUUUGAGAUGGCUCUGAAUUCUCAGUUUUUGUCUUGUGAGAAGUCACCAUCCAGCCAGUGACUUCCUUUUAUGGGCAUGCCUAUGUACAAGCUGAAUGAGACCAAUCACAGCGGAGUGGGCUUGCUCGGAAGCAGACUGAGUGGAAUUAAUUAAAAUUGAUCGUUUUGGAAAUCCAAGUAAAUACAGCUGGACUAGGUGCAGAUUCUGGAAGAUCUGUGUGCUGGUUAUUGUGUGUAGCUGCUCUAUGGGGUCUAGGAGUCCACAACUCAAUACAAAGUAUUUGUUUUGUUUUUGCUGCCAUACUUACCUCACAACAUUUUUACUUUUUUUUACUUUCAUACAGAGCAGCUGCAAAUUGAUCUCACUAAUGUUAAAAAUAACCUGAACUGGAGUACAUAUUUAUGCAUAUAUGUAUAUGUAUGCAUGUGUGUAUGUAUAUAUGUAUGUAUGUAUGACCUGAAUAUAAGAUGCUAUAUUUUAUUCAUUCAUUUUCUAUGCUGCUUGUGCCCAUUAGAGACGUGGGGGUAUGCUGGAGCCUAUGGAGAGGCUAGGUACACCCUGGACUGGUCACCAGCCAAUGGCGGGACAUAUGUAGACAAUUAUUCACGCUCACAUUCGUACCUAUGGACCAAUUAGAGAAACCAUUUCCUGAUGGUGCGGCCACAUGCUAACCACUUGGUCACCAUUCUAUAUUUAAUUCUAGAAAAAAAGUCUGAUACAGUACAGUAAACCUUGGAUAUAUCGGACUUGGAUAUAUCGGAAAUUCGCUCACAACGGACAGAUAAAAAAGAACCGAUUUUUCUGUAAUGUAUUUCCAAUAAAAAUUCAUUGCAUAUAUCGGAUUUUUUAUAACGGAUUUCGCCUAUUUCGGACAAAAUCUCCAGUCCCGUUCCAAUGCAUUUCCAUUAAAUUUCCCUCGCAUAUAUCGGAUGGCCGCAUCGUGGCGCUCCGAUUCGCCGAAUCGUGACAGGCCGCUAUACGACGUCAUUUGCAGCGUUUGCAGCGUUGCCUGCGCGUCCAGGUACAUUGGAAACAUAGUCAAGGAAGUGCCUUUUUAUAACGGAUAAAAUCCGAUUUACGCAUAUACCGGAUAUAAAUCCGAUAUAUGCGUAAAACGGACAUUUUCCGGUAUACGCAUAUAACGGAUUUCGCUUAUAUCGGACAAAACCAGUGGGAACAAUUGAAUCCGAUAUAUCCGAGGUUUACAGUAUAUACUGUACCUGUAUAAAGAGACAGGGAUUUAUACACUCAAACCAGCAGGUGGUGCCAAACUACUCCACAUUAAGCCAAUCAGGGUUUUCUUCCUGUCACUCACACACACACCAGCGACCUGGAAAGAUGCAGCCACAACGUUGAGAGGAAAUUUGACCUUGACACGUUCCGACUGUCACCUGCAGUCUUCUUCAGAAAGGUCAGCUUCCCACUGUGAUGUGGUGCUGAUCGGUUGUAUUUCCGAGGCGUGGACACACCCACCCGGUUGGUCGCACCCCCCAAGCGAUCGUCCGUGUUUGUUGGUUUCUGUCUUGAUGAUUUUGCCGUUGUCCAAGUCCAUGAUAUGGUUAUUUAUUUUAUAGUGAUCUGAUUUGGCUGAUUUUAACGUUUUGUCAUGGGAUUUCGAAGAUUAUGUUGCAUUUUUUUGUCUUGUUCUACUUAUUUAUUUUCCUGAUGGAUGAUAAGAUUCAAACAUUUUUUAUUGUUUUUUUUUUGUAUUGUUUAUUGUUUUUUAUUUUAGGUUUUAGUUGGGAUUUUUUCCCUUGUCCCGUUUUUCUUCCUCCUGUUUUCUUUAUCUUGUUUCGCCAACAAUGUAGAGCUCAUUCAUUCAUUCAUUCAUUUUCUACCGCUUUUUCCUCACGAGGGUCGCGGGGGGUGCUGGAGCCUAUCCCAGCUGUCUUCGGGCGAGAGGCGGGGUACACCCUGGACUGGUCGCCAGCCAAUCACAGGGCACAUAUAGACAAACAACCAUUCACACUCGCAUUCAUACCUAUGGACAAUUUGGAGUGGCCAAUUAACCUAGCAUGUUUUUGGAAUGUGGGAGGAAACCGGAGUACCCGGAGAAAACCCACGCGUGCACGGGGAGAACAUGCAAACUCCACACAGAGAUGGCCGAGGGCGGGGACCGAACCCUGGUCUCCUAGCUGUGAGGUCUGCGCACUAACCACCAGACCGCCGUGCCGCCACAAUGUAGAGCUGAUAAGCUAAAUUCACUUAUCACGGUCAGGUCUGGAACCAAUUAAUAGUGAUAAACGAGGGAUUAGAAAUAAACAGACAAACCAGCAGGUGGUGCCAAACUUUCUCCACCCUGAGUGAGCCAGAGCUUUUCUUUCUUCCAUUCACACAUGUAUGCGCACACACACACACACACACACUGGACUGGAGGGGUCCUCCUACAUUGAUGGUGGGCUUAUAUUUGAUUUAUUUUGUCUCUCAAAAGAGACUUAUUAUGCUUUUUCCACUUUUCUGAACUAUAAAUGUUUUUAGAAUGUUGUAUUCUUGUGUUAAAUGAUGCCAAAAUUUCAGAUAAUGAGGUUGCCGCAUUUGGACGUGAGCCCUGAAAGAAGUUUGAGAUGGCUCUGAAUUCUCAGUUUUUGCCUUGUGAGAAGUCACCAUCCAGCCAGUGACUUCCUAUUAUGGGCAUGCCUAUGUACAAGCUGAGUGAGACCAAUCACAGCGGAGUGGGCUUGCACGGAAGCAGACUGAGUGGAAUGAAUUAAAAUUGAUCAUUUUGGAAAUCCAAGUAAAUACAGCUGGAAUAGGUGCAGAUUCUGGAAGAUCUGUGUGCUGGUUAUUGUGUGUAGCUGCUCUAUGGGGUCGAGGAGUCCACAACUCAAUACAAAGUAUUUGUUUUGUUUUUGCUGCUUGAGCUACUGAAAUGAGACACACAAGGUGUCACAAAUAUACACGGGCAGCAAUCUUUUUUUUACCAUUUUGGUAUUUUUUUUAACUUUUUCUGCAAUGGGAGAAAAAUAAAUGUAUUUUAUGUGGUGCAAGUCUGUCACGUACACCAUGUAAAGUUGUCUUGAUCUAUGGUGUGCAACCGUUGUGCUGCCUUGUUUGCAGGACGCAUGUUCUGUAACUUAAUUUAAAACAAUAUUUUAUCACUGAAAUAUGAAGGAGUGUGAUAGAACCUCUUUCCUCUUCCCUCCCUUCCAGACAGCACAUGUCACGUACACUUCCAUCAGGCCAAUGUUCAUGCAUCCGAGGGGAGUCUUUUCGGAAAUACAUUAAAUUGAGUUUAUGACACGUGCUAAUUCAGCUAUGGAUUCAUGCCGUUACUGCUGCUCCUUUCCUGCUGGGAAGCAAAAGUUUUAGGCCUCUAAAAAAAAAUCAAGAGGAAUUGGUAAUUGCUUUUUGAAAGGGUGCGAUUUAUGAUGCACCGAGCAAACAUCAAACAUGACCCUUUUUGGUGUUGGAAAUUGGAUUAUUGAUGCACCUUCUCAACCACGCCAAGCAGGUUCUAAGAGAAUGUAAAAAAUGAGUGAUAUCCUUCUAAUCAGGAUUUGUUUUGUUUGUCAUGUUCGGCGUCAUGAGUAAAGAUGUUGUUGCAUCAAAAUAUGUGUAUACUUUGGUGAAUAUGUGAUGAAUUUAUUGACUUUGCAGCACAGUAGCCAUUGAAUUUAUCGGCUUAAUAAAAGCAUCCAAUUGAUUUAGCUGUGUGAUUCAUCACAGUGAAUGGUUGAGUCAAACCGACUUGUGUUGUGUUUAUAGUCCGUCUUCAUCAUAUGAAUAUACACUCCUUAACAAAUUAAGAUUAGUUGAAAAAUUUAAAGAAUCUACAUUUUACUCUGUUUUCAAAAUGGAAAACAUAAUAAAUGGGAGCGUAAUUUGAGUGAGCAAUUUAUUGUCAACAAACAUUCAUCAGCUGAUCAAAAGUGACUUUAAAAGCCAAAUAUGUGGAUUCAAUGUUGUUUUCUUUCAUGUAACCAUACUGACAAGG
Messenger RNA from Doryrhamphus excisus (bluestripe pipefish), 6297 nucleotides. It is a transcript of the gene hcrtr2, whose product is annotated as hypocretin (orexin) receptor 2. Gene Ontology annotation, cellular component: plasma membrane. Gene Ontology annotation, molecular function: orexin receptor activity. The record is from RefSeq and is a predicted model, not a curated record. NCBI's taxonomy places the organism in Eukaryota, Metazoa, Chordata, Actinopteri, Syngnathiformes, Syngnathidae. Gene Ontology annotation, biological process: G protein-coupled receptor signaling pathway; circadian sleep/wake cycle process; feeding behavior.